CUUCAUACAUUGACAUUCAGAUAAACCAUGUCGCAAAGAAAUACGAAAAUGAUGAUGCUUUUAGCACAAAAAAAUAAGGCGUUGAGGGAAAAGUUUAAGGAAUCCAAACAAUUACAACGUAAUAUUAAAACGAUCGAUCCCGACUUUUUUCCUACUAGUGAUUCAGAUGAUGAUCCCGCAUUUUCAAGAUUCAACAGUGCUGAUCAAUUACUAGCUCCGAUUCUUCCUUCCUCAAAUGGUUUCGACUUUGAAGAUUCACAUUUUUUAUCGGGUCCGUGUACAUCAAACGUUGAUUAUUUCGCUAUGCAUCAGGAUGAUCAAAACACAGAAAUCGGGAAUAACAACAAAUCCCCUAACUCGUUGAUCACAUUGACAACUGUGCCAAUUAUUGAACAUAAUGAUUUAAGUGAUAAUACUAUUUGCACUUCUGAAUCUCUUAGGAAUAAUUCAAAUGUGAUAAGUGUUCAAUACGAAAAAUCUGUUGAGAAUUCAUCUCAAGGACACGAAGUGACACCAAAUGAUAAUCUUAGGGACACCGAGAAUCUGACACAAAACGAGAUAGCUGAUGGAAAUACACAUAAUCUUACAACUUAUACUAAGGCCGGUACAAUUAGGAAAAGAAAAAAACACGACCAACCUCUCAAAGUCAGAAAUGAAGUGAAAAAAAGUGAGAUUAGAGAGAAACAUAACGUUAAACCACCCUGUCCUGCUUCAUGCAAAAAGCAGUGUAUCCAAAAUAUAUCGGAAGAGCAGCGAAAAAUUAUAAAUGAGAGCUUCUGGAGUUUGAAUGACAAAGAGAGGAAGGCUUAUAUGCUGCAUCACACCUCAGCUAAAUCUGUGAAACAAAGAACAGUAACAAGAUUUGAAUCAGAGGAGUACAGAAAAAAAGUAAGCUACAGUUAUUCACUUAAGGACGUGCUCGGUACAAAGUAUGGAGUAUGUAAAACCUUCUUUUUGACAACUUUGGGCUACAAAUCAUCUAAUGACAAACCUUUACAUACGGCUUUGGCCAAUUCUAACGACACGGUUGCACCACCAGUAGACAAAAGACUGGGAGCUACUCCUCACAAUAAAAUUGAAUCUACUCCUAUUAAGGAACAUAUAAUGAGCUUUGAGCCGAGUAUAUCUCAUUACAGGCGUGAACACGCUCCCAAUCGCUUAUACUUACCCAGUGAUUUGACAAUCAGUGCGAUGCAUAAAGACUUUUUAGAAAAAAAUCCGUCUUGCAAAGUAUCUUACGAUAAAUAUCGAGAAGUAGUCGCAGAAUUAAAUAUUUCUUUUGUAAAGCUUGGCCACGAAGAGUGUGAGGACUGUGAAGAGUUCCGUUUACACGAUGAUACACAUACCAAAGAAAACCUUAAAGAAGACUGUCUAGGUUGCACGAAGUGGAAAAGUCAUAACAAACGGGCAUACAUGUCCAGAGAGCAGUAUAAAUUAGACAGUGAGCUAAAUGAAACUGAUACUGUUGUAUAUUCUGCUGAUUUACAAAAAGUUAUCAUGCUGCCCAGGAUAGACAUGUUCAAAACUGCUAUUUUUACUCAUAGGAUAGUGGUUUACAACGAAAGUUUCGUGCCAACUGGUCAAGGCCGAAAAGAUUUGAGUGUUUUUCCUGUACUAUGGUAUGAAGGGUUGUUUGGACGUUCCAAAGCCGAAAUUAUAAGUGCAUACUAUCAAUUUUUUAUUUUUCAUCGGGAUAAAAAAAAUAUCAUACUAUGGGUUGAUAAUUGUUCCUCCCAGAACAAAAACUGGACGUUUUUUUCUUUCUUAAUUUAUAUUAUAAAUUCUAAGGAUAUCAACGCCGACAAGAUUGUCAUCAAAUAUUUUGAAUCCGGCCACACCUUUAUGUCAGCUGAUAGUUUCCAUCAUAGGGAAGAGCUGUCCAUAAAACGCAUGAAAAACAAAAUUUAUGAUUUCGCAGAUUUUUCUCAGGCAGUUAGCACUGCAGGAAAAAAUGUAAAACUUAAAGAGAUGAACAUGCAAGACUUUUAUGACUGGGAUGAUUAUACCACACAAUAUGCACUGUCUCGAAUUAAACCGCGUCCAUAUGUCAGCGAAAUGCAAAAUAAAUACCAAGAGGCGUUAAAAGAGGUAAAGGAAAAUGAAGCCAUAAUAGUUUGUGACUUCUCGGAAAAUUAUCAAGCAAAACUUGCUGAAGAAAUCCAGGCAAUGCAUUAA
Papilio machaon (common yellow swallowtail) is the source of this 2175-nucleotide messenger RNA. RefSeq lists its product as uncharacterized. The record is from RefSeq and is a predicted model, not a curated record. The coding region runs from base 28 to 2175 and encodes 715 amino acids. NCBI's taxonomy places the organism in Eukaryota, Metazoa, Arthropoda, Insecta, Lepidoptera, Papilionidae. The transcript has 3 exons.